Messenger RNA from Haliotis rubra (blacklip abalone), 1796 nucleotides. Its product is annotated as protein jagged-1-like. Gene Ontology annotation, biological process: cell communication; establishment or maintenance of epithelial cell apical/basal polarity; heterophilic cell-cell adhesion. Lineage: Eukaryota; Metazoa; Mollusca; Gastropoda; Lepetellida; Haliotidae. Gene Ontology annotation, molecular function: calcium ion binding. Gene Ontology annotation, cellular component: protein-containing complex; plasma membrane. The record is from RefSeq and is a predicted model, not a curated record. The coding region runs from base 501 to 1796 and encodes 431 amino acids. The transcript has 9 exons.
GCUAGUUUUAUAUCUCUAUCUGUGAUACACUAGUAGUUUUACUGUUCAUCGUAAACAGUUGUAUAGCUUCUAAUAUUAUUGCUCUUUACUGAUAAUUAAUUGUUCUCAUCACGAUAUGGCUGAAAUUUUGCCGAUGUGACGAUAAAUAUUAUCUCACCCACUCACUUACUGUUACUGGCUCAUAUAAAACAGCUUUCCUUAAUGUCACACGCUCGUUGUAUUUCCGCAACUCAACAUAAAAGAUACAUACAAAAGAAACAAGUGAAACUCGAUGUAUGUCACUGAAGUUAAAGGCGAUUUCGACACAUGGAUAAACCAAUCCGCCAUAUAAAGUAUUUCCGCAACACAACACGAAAGAAACUGAAAAGGAAACAUGUGAAACGCGUGAAGUUAAAAGGCAUUUUCCACCUAUGGAUCAGCCAAUCUGCCAUAUAAAGUGUUUGCCGUCCGAUCUGCAUCAAGCACUAUCAGCCCACGUGUAAGGGAUACCACCACCGAAGAUGAAGACAAGGGCUUUACUUCUCUGGCUGCUGAUUAUUAGGCAUGUGAAGACUGACGGUAAACUGGACAUUCGAUUCAUCAGUUACUGGUCAGAUGGCAAGGAAAACAGUGGACGCUGCUGUGACAAUGAGCUCCCUGAUUGGUGCAGAAAUAAGUGUGACCCUAUGUUUUACUUGCGCAUUGAUGGCCAAGACGGAAGAAAGCCACGCUCUCUUUAUAAGACCACAACACACCACACAGAAAACCAUAACAUAAUCCACUUUGGAAGCACCAUUCGAGGAACACCAAAUCCCUUCAUCAUACAAGUGCCCAAAGCACUACCGUCUUCCAUAGAAAUAAUGGUGCAAGUGGAUGACUACGAUGACAUCUCCGGUGAUGACCACAUGGACACACUCUCUAAGCUGAUCAACAUCAACGCUGCUCAUACAGAACAGGCAGCUAUGUACACCCCAUACACAUUAUCGAGAAGGACAGAGUUAAAGAUUGCAGUCCGAGCCUACUGUGACCCGGACUGGUACGGGUCUGCGUGUGAGAGACAUUGCAAGGCCACUCCUGACCACAGUCACUACACGUGCCACCCCUACACAGGAGCUAAAAUGUGCUUUGAAGGUUGGAAGGGAAACAACUGCAACCAGGACAUCGAUGAAUGCACAGAAACUGACCAAAUUUGUCAACAUGGGGGCAAUUGUACAAAUUCACUUGGUAGUUUCGAGUGCAUUUGUGUGGAAGGGGUCAACGGAACGCAAUGUGAAAACAUCAUCAACCAAUGUGCACUGGAGCCAUGUUUGAACGGAGGGACAUGUGACGGAAACGAAACAGACUUCAGCUGCGCAUGCCCAGUGGAGUGGAUUGGAGAGGCAUGCGCAGAUAAAGUUAACUUCUGUGACAGUUCCCCUUGUAACAUGGGCCAUUGUACACCAGAUCUCUUGACGGCACCUCGAUUCAAGUGUGACUGUGAUUUUGCGUGGGUAGGAGAAAAAUGCAGCCAAAGUGUUGAUAUUGUAAACAUCACGCUCCUGGGUGAGAUCGGUCAUACAAAUAGAGGUGACCUGGCUGAUGGCUUGAACAGAUUCAUCACCGAACUCGGGGGAAUUCCAGGAACAGUUUACAACAAAUACAAAGAAAGAAAGCAAAUUGAUUCAUUAGCCAGAAUCUUCGAAUCCAACCCUGAUGAAAUCAUCAAUGAAUAUCUGCCUCUUCCGUUGUACCCUCCCCGAGAAGAAGAGAAGGCAACCCUGAAGGUGACCCCCACAAUGCCAACAGUGCUGGCCAAUGUCUCGCUUCUGUUUGUGUAA